CCGCCCCGUUGGCACAGUAGUGGGGGGGGUCGGGGCUCUGCAGAAUGUCGCUUCCCGAGCCCCUGAGGCGGCGUCUGAGCUCUUUCAGCCGCACCGUCUUCACUGACAGCCACCGCACCGGCCCGCAGUACCGGGGCGAUCGCGCAGAUAAUGAAAUAGCUUCCAGUUUGCCACUGCAGAUGUCCCUCUAUUUCAACGUUUAUUUUUUCCCAUUUUGGUGGCUUAGCACAGUUGCUAUGCUCUAUCUGAAGUAUCCAGUCUUGUCAGAUUACUACAAGUUCAUCCUGGUCACAAUCAUGAUUCUGACCUCUCUAAUAGAGGUCAUUCGACUCUACUUAGGAUACAUGGGCAAUCUGCAGGAGAAGGUCCCUGAGCUGGCUGGGUUUUGGCUCCUGAGUCUCCUCCUGCAGUUGCCUAUAAUUAACUUCCUGCUAUUUAAUGAAGGUCUGAAAAUUCAGCCACUGGAACGAGCAGUCCACGUCAUCUUUGCUCUCUUCCUCACCUCCCAAGUCAUUGCAGCAUUUUUUGCCCUGAAAAGAAUGGUAAACAAACUGGCAACUCACUUCCGCCUUCAUGAAUUUGACCGUCUUGAGGAGCAUCCUGUACCUGAUUUUUACAGCCUGGGUGAAGAAGGGAGAGCAGUUCCCAUGGCUGGGAGGGGGCCAUGCUGAGGAGGUUCCCUUGACAAGGACUCUCUGGGGAUUAUGUACUGUGGGCCUGAGAAGCUAAUAGAGGGGGGACACUUGUUGCUACAGCUCUGUUUCCAUUUUGUUGCAUCAUUCUUUACCUUCCUACAUUAGAAAUAUUAAAAAAAAAAUAAAUAAGAUACUGCUUAAAAAACAGCAUUAAACCUUAAACCUCAGAGACUGGAGAACUCUGCAAGAAGAAUCAAAGCUAGUCACAUAAGUGGCUGGAGCACACUGCUGCUGGACUCUUACUGCAUAAAGUACUGACAGCACGUUUGGUGGGGUUUGUAUUUUACAAAUUCAUGUGGCAUUCCUAAAAAAAGUAA
Calypte anna (Anna's hummingbird) is the source of this 1012-nucleotide messenger RNA. It is a transcript of the gene TMEM17, whose product is annotated as transmembrane protein 17. Gene Ontology annotation, biological process: non-motile cilium assembly. Gene Ontology annotation, cellular component: ciliary transition zone. The record is from RefSeq and is a predicted model, not a curated record. NCBI's taxonomy places the organism in Eukaryota, Metazoa, Chordata, Aves, Apodiformes, Trochilidae. The transcript has 4 exons. The coding region runs from base 45 to 671 and encodes 208 amino acids.